GUGGAAAUUCAAACUCCGAAAGCGAAGCGGAUAAAAAGCAAGACCAGAGAAGGCUUGGAAGCGCAGCGACAUGGCCGAAGAGGGCGGUGUGACUGUGUGUGUCAGGGUGCGCCCGCUUAUUGCAAGAGAAAAUGAGGACCUUGAUGACAAAGUGCAGAUUUCGUGGAAAAGUGAAGACUGUACUGUAUCACAAAUAGAUGGGGCCAAGUCUUUUGUCUUUGAUCGAGUGUUUCAUUCUGAUGACAGUACAGCGGAAGUCUACCAAGGGGUGGCUGCACCGAUUAUAAAGUCUGCUGUUCAGGGGUAUAAUGGCACAAUUUUUGCUUACGGUCAGACUGCAUCGGGGAAAACCUACACAAUGUUGGGCACAAAGGAGACCCCGGGUAUCCUGCCUAUGGCAAUUCAUGAUGUCUUCAGCACAAUCUGCAAAAUCCCUGAGAGGGAGUUCUUACUCCGUAUAUCAUAUAUGGAGAUUCACAAUGAGACUAUACAAGACCUACUGUGCAGUAACAUUAGGAAAAAGAAGCCCUUAGUUGUACGUGAAGACAUCAAUAGGACUAUUUAUGUUGAAGAUCUGAAUGAAGAGGUGGUGGUUUCUCCAGAGCAAGUUUUGAGCUGGCUACAAAAAGGCGAAAAGAACAGACAUUACGGUGAGACAAAAAUGAAUGAAAGAAGCAGUCGUUCUCAUACCAUUUUCAGAAUGAUUAUUGAGAGCAAAGAAAAGACAGAUACUUCCAGCUCAAGUUGUGAAGGAGCUGUCAUGGUCUCUCACUUGAAUUUAGUAGAUCUGGCCGGAAGUGAACGAGCUAGCCAAACAGGUGCUGAAGGGAUUCGCCUGAAAGAAGGGUGCAACAUCAACCGAAGCCUUUUCAUUUUGGGACAAGUUAUCAAGAAGCUUUGUGAGGACCAGUCUGGUGGCUUCAUCAACUACAGGGAUAGCAAGCUGACACGAAUUCUACAGAAUUCACUGGGUGGAAAUGCUAAGACUGUUAUCAUCUGUACAGUUACUCCAGUAUCUCUAGAAGAAACUCUUAGCACUCUUCAGUUUGCCAGUACAGCUAAAAAGAUGAAAAAUACUCCCAAAGUAAAUGAAGUUCUUGAUGAUGAUGCUCUGCUGAAGAGGUAUCGUAAAGAGAUAGAAGACCUGAAACGACAAUUAGAAGAAGUUUCGUCUCUUUCUCACACCAAAGAUCAACUAGCUCAGCUUCUGGAGGAAAAGAACUCCCUUCAAAAAGAACAGCAGGACAGGAUAAGAGCAUUAACCGAGAUGCUUGUGACUGCAUCCUCUUUUGCACGAGAACAAGAGUUGAAAACUAGACGGAAGAGAAGAGUUACUUGGGCUCCAGGAGCAAUAAGCCAGGAUGGGGGAUUGUGUUUCUUGGAAGAUCUUCCUGGUAAAAGCAAACGUUACAAGGCUUCUUUCGCUUCUCUAACAGAGAUGGAAGAAUCUGUGUCAUCGGAGUUCUCAGAAUAUGAUGAUCAAGGCAUGAUAGCCAGUAUUGCACAAUCUGCAGAAGAAUGGGUUCCAGGAUCUGAAAUCAAUUUUAUUCACAAGGACUUUGCAGAGUCUGUCCAGCUUUGUGAAACCCUUGUAGAAGAGAGGGAUAAUGCAGUCACUGAACAGCAAGUUAUGAUUAUAAAACUUGAAAAUCUGCAAUUGGAGAAUAAGCAGCUGAGAUGUGAGCUCACAGAACUGAGAGAAAAAAUGUCAACUGAAGAGUUUGUGGCUCUUGAAAACGAGACUGCAAAAGAACACGAGAUGCAACUAAUGCAUGAAAUUUCCAACUUAAAGGCUAUAAUUGCAAAUGCUGAAGUUUACAACCAAGAUAUCCAGGAGGAAAUUAAGUUGAAAGAUGCACAGCUCAAGGAACAGGAGGAUAAAAUGAAGAUGCUAGAAAAUAAUGUCACUGAGCUUAAAAAUCUGGUAGAAGAAUUAAAGGCUGAAAGUGGGAAAAAGGAUCAGUCCUUCUCAAUACAAACCUCAAAUAAAGGGUUGGAUGAAAUACAACAACUGAAGCACUCUCUUAGUGAUGCUGAAGCAGUAGCACUGGAUGCCAAGAAAGAAUCGUCUUUCCUCAGAAGUGAAAACCUAGCUCUAAAAGAAAAAGUGACCCAACUUUCAGAUACUUGCAAUCAAAUGGAAAAAGACCUUAAGUGUUGCAGAAGCCAGUUAGAUGCCGGAAAAGUCACUUACAAAAAAAUGCAGUCUGACUUGCAGAAAGAGCUGCAGUUUUACGUACAAGAAAAUGCAAAGCUGGUGUCACUUGUGGAGGAGAAGGCUCCUAAAGACUUGCUGUCAUCUGUGGAAUUGCAAAGAAAGAUAGAAGAGUUAAAAAAUGAACUGAAUAAAGCUGUGGAAGAAAACACAACUUUAAGGAAAGAUGCAACUGCGUUUUCAGAAGCUAGCUCAGGACAAGAUCUUGAGAUAUUAAGAAAAGAGAUUCUUGAAAAAUCAGAGAUGAUCACUUCAUUGGUUUCUGAAAAAGAGAGCUUGCUUUCUCAAGUAGCUGAAAAGGAGAUACUGCUCCAGGAAAUGACUGAUGCACUAAAAUCCAAACAGAAUUUUGCAAAUGCUGAUGAGAUAAAGAAGGAUGCCGAUUUUCAAGAACUGAAUCAUCAGUACGAUGAACUGGGACAGAAAUUAUUGACUACAUCAGAAGAAAGCAAGCAAAUGAAAAGCCAAGUAGAUCUCCUGUCUGAUGAAAACCUCAAGCUAAAUACAGCCAUUCAUGAUCUAACCCAAGAGCUUUCUUGCAAAAUCGAAGAACUACAGAAGAAGGACUUGGAACAAGAGAAGUUUCUCAGCCUGAAAGAACAGCUUGACGAAGCCCAUCAAAAACUGAGUGAAAUGGAGCAAGUCAAAGACCAGCUGCAAGCUUUGGAAUCCAAAAUGGAGGCUGAAGAAGCAGAGAAACAGGCCAUAGCUCAAAGACUUCACAAGGGUGAAGAAGAAAUAGGAGUGCUGACCCAAGAAAGAGAUGAGCUGAAGCAGAACCAGGAGGUUCUUGAGCAGGAAAGGGACCAAAUCAAAGCAGAGAUGCAAGAAAUUGUUUCAAAGAACAUAGCAAUACAGGAAGAACUGAGAAGUACUCAUACUUCCCUGAAACAAUAUCAGAAUCAUAUUAAAGAGCUGGAAGAUGCUGUUGCAGAGAGAGACACUCAGAUUUCCAUUGUCAAAGAAUCCCUAGGAAAUACUAUUGAUGAACAGAAACAACAGAUACUGAAGUUGACCGAAGACUUGGAACAGAUCACUAUGGAGAAAAAUUUAACUAAAACUGAUGCAAGCGAAGUAGAAAAUAAUGAACUCCAGUCACUGAAGGAGCAAAUCUUAUUUCUUGAGGAGGAGAAAACAAUGCUAGAACAAGUAAUCAAGGACCUACUAGUAGAGAAGAACCGGUGUUUGAGAAGGCACCAGCUGCUUGCCAGGGAGGGCCAAAAGCCAGAAACAGAGGCUACCGUGUCUGAUCUAAAAGAAGAGCUCCAACAAGCUCUGAAGAAAAUAAGUGAAAUGGAAGAACUGAAACAACAAUUAAAAACCACCGAGUCUGUCAUGGAAGCAGAAAUAACAGACAACAUGACAUUAGUUCAGCAGCUUCACCAGAAUGAAGACACAAUGAGAGCUCUAAGUCAGGAAAGAGAUCAUCUCAGAGCCAGCCAGGAGGUUCUCAAAAUGGAGAUGGACCAACUUAAAGAGGAGCUUCAAGCUACUCAGUCAACGCUGUCUCUAAAGAUACAAGAGCUCCAAGGAAAAGAGAAGGAGCAAGAAGAGUUGCUGGAGAUGAAACAACAGCUCUGUGAAUCCCGGUUGAAGCAGGACGCCGUGGAUCAUUUGGAGGAAGAAUUAGAAGCUGAAAAAACGGCGAAGUCUGAAAUGGCCCAAAGGCUUUGUGAUAGCGAGGAAGAAAGGAAAGCUCUAAUCCAGGAAAAGGAUGACUUGAAGCAAAAGUUGGACGCCCUUCAGACUGAGAGCAAGGCAUUCAGAGAACUGGAAGAAGAGACCAGCUUGAAGAUCCAAAAACUAUUAGAGGAGUCAUGUGACUUGAAGAAACAGCUUGAAUUGCAAGAGGAGCAGAGUCAGCAGGAUGAAGAAAAGUUAAACAAUCUACGGGAGCUGAAGGCCACUGUUGAAUCCAAAAUGGCAGCCACAGAACUGGAGAAAACAGAGUUGGCUGAGAGGUUUCAUGCCACUGUGGAGCGUAUGAAAUCUGUAACCCAGGAAAAUGAGAGUCUGAAAACCACACUACAGACUCUUCAGAAUGAGAAAGACAACCUGAUCGAAACUAUCCAUCGUCUAGGUGAAACUGUCGAGAGAACAGUUACAGCGAAUUUGGAACUGCAAGAACAACUCAGACAGGCGAAUAAUUCCAUGAAGGAGAUGGAAGAAUCGAGAGAGAUCACAGAUGAGACUUCUUUGACUUCUAAAGUUCACAAAACCCUGACGCAAAUGUUUGAGGACACUGUAACAGAACUGGAGAGAUUGCGAGCCCAAGCAAAAACCAGCGAGGAGCAGGUGAACAGACUGAAGGACCAGAUUGGGGAGAGAGAUCAGUUGCAUCAGCAGCUGGAAGCAAAAUACAUAGAAGAAAAAGAACAGUUAAGGGAGAAGUUGAAUGAAGCGUUAAGUUUGCAUAUGGGUGAAAAGGAUCAAUUGCUAGCUGAACUUAAAGAUCAGACAGAAAGAGUGCAACAGUUGAUGAAGGAGAGCUCCUUCCUUCAGAAAGAGCGAAAUGAGCUCCAGCAGACUGUGCAGAAUAUCAGAGCAGAAAAUGACCAACUUCAGACCAGACUGCUUGAAAACACUGCAAAGUUCUCAGAAAUAAAUGUCAAAGUGGAGGAACAGGACAACAUUGAAAACUUGGAACAGAAAGUGUUAAAAAUAAAGGAGGCCCUAAAGCAAUUCCCUGUACUGGAAAACAGGUCUGAAUGUUUUAAAAAUAUAUCGCUUCAGAUUAAGUGUGAACUUGAUAAUCAGAAAUCGCUAUUGGCCAAAGUACUGGCUGACCUGUCUCCUCUACAAGCAAGCAAUGUCAAAAGGCUUCACAUGGAACACGAGUCCAUUAGUAAUGGUGUCCACAGCUUGUUGAACAAAGUCCAGUUCCUUUUUACCCGCUUAUGCAAGAAGAAGGCUGAAUACUACACUAAUAUCACCACUUGCACAGCUGAGCUGCUUGAUGACAGAAGAAAGCAAUAUGAGCUGCAGACUCAGUUUCGGUGUCUCCAAACACUACAUUUGGAACCACAGGGGGUUGUGCCCCAAGAACGCAACAUAGCUGAACUGAGCCAGUGCCUGGACAUGCACACAGAGCAAAUCUUGAAAGAUAUUUCGGAACUAGAGGAAGAACUUUGCAUUAUAGAAGAGCGGGUACAAAAAAUGGAAAGUGAUGGUCAAGAGGCCAAGCAGCAGCUGGCACGUUGUCUGGUUAACUUUGAUGCGCAAGACUUUGAGGCAGGCAUCAAGCAGUAUAACGAAACACUCAUGCCCGUGGGUCGGUUCCUGAAAACUAAAACUCAGGAAUACAUUCAAGCAAGAUCAGAAGUGGAAAGCAGAAAUGCUGAAUACUGCAAGGAGACAGAAGUUGCCCUGAAAGCAUGCAGAGAACAAACCAAGGAGCUGCUUCUGGAACUGAAUACACUUCAAGAGAAGCAGAAAUCUCAUGUUGCUAAUGUUGUACUAGAAGAAGAAAACUACACGCUGCAGAAUAAAUUACAAGUGGCAGAGCAAGAUGUAAAAAAUCUGAAGCGGAAAAUCCAAGAUCUAGAAAAUGGAGCAAAUGAAGCUGAGAGAAAUCGCCAGCAGAUGGAAAAAAGAAUAUAUGCAUUGCAAGCAGAACUUACUGUGAGAACGUCCAAGAGUGAGGUGGCUAAACUUCAGGCUGCACUCGAAGAAAAAGAGAAUUGCUUAAAAAGUGCACUGGCAGGGAAAGAAACACUAAAGGCGCAACUAGAUAAAGGGGCAGAAUUGUACAAAGAGGAAAUUGAGGACCUCAAAACUCAACUUGUGAAAGCUGAUAUGGCACGAAUGAAGCAGUCCAAAUACUUUGACCAAGAAAUGGCGAAUGCAAAAGCCCUUGCAGAACACAGAGAAGAUCAGUUAAGAAAAUUAAAGGAAGAACUUCGCAGAGUGCAACAAGAACAGGAUGUAACAGUAAUAGCAAGCAAAGAUCUUCCUCAGACCUCCUUGCCAAUUACUUGUGGUGGUGGAAGUGGAAUAGUCCAGAACACACAGGUCCUGGUGUUGAAAACAGAGCAUGCGAAACUGGAAAAGAAAUACAGUCAGCUCAAGAAAGAAUAUGACCUUGUGUUGGCGAACGAGCUUACCUUGAAAGAAGAGAUAAAGAAGUGGAAGGAGCGAGCUUUGAAGAGAAGGGAGCAGGCCUCAAGAAGCACUGAUGAGGAGCAAAGGCUGAAAUCUCCCAGGAGAACAGCACCAGCCGCAUUCCCAGAAGUGCCAUGUUCUCCCUCCAAGGAACAGUCUCUGAGGCCCGUUUUGCCACUGGAUACUCCUCCUGCUACAGCAUUGAAUUGGCCAACUUUCUUUGAUGAUCCACGCCAAGGAAAUUCGACAGACAGAAGACCUACAAGAGCAGAAUCAUCAGAAAACACUCUGAAGCACUGGAUUGCAACUGCAAAUAAAGAUGAUGCUAAAAACUGCAAGACACAAUAAAAAUCUGGUUCAUCUGUGGAUUCUAGAGAUUCUUGAGGGACAAUGCUGCUGGAGUUGGUACCAUCCUGUUUCUAUUAAGGACACAGACUGUCUUGUCUUUGACUUUUGAUUGUCCUUCCUUCCUUCCUUCCUUUCUUCCUUCCUUCCUUCCUUUUUCUUUCUGGUUUUAUCUAUUAUGGAUCUAUUUUGUAUUGCAUUUUUAAAAAAUUUAUAAAUAAAAGCCA
Messenger RNA from Pogona vitticeps (central bearded dragon), 6888 nucleotides. RefSeq names its product centromere protein E (gene CENPE). Gene Ontology annotation, cellular component: microtubule. Gene Ontology annotation, molecular function: ATP binding; microtubule binding; microtubule motor activity. The record is from RefSeq and is a predicted model, not a curated record. Gene Ontology annotation, biological process: microtubule-based movement; mitotic cell cycle. NCBI's taxonomy places the organism in Eukaryota, Metazoa, Chordata, Lepidosauria, Squamata, Agamidae.